Molecule: messenger RNA, 1640 nt
Organism: Hyaloscypha bicolor E
Lineage: Eukaryota; Fungi; Ascomycota; Leotiomycetes; Helotiales; Hyaloscyphaceae
Exons: 2
Coding region: 120-1640 (506 amino acids)
Source: RefSeq, a predicted model, not a curated record
UGCGGGGUACGGAAGUACCUCCCGUGCUCAUCCUGCCAAGGCCCGGGCUGCCACUUCAUCACUCUUCUGUCUAACUGUACUUUUGUUGUGGCUCUUCGCAGCCUGAACAUCACGUCGUUAUGUCUGGUCUCCUCACCUAUCUGCCGUUCUUCAAGAACAAGCAGCCUCCACUACCGGAGCUUCUUGAAACCGAUGACAUCAUCCCUGUGCACUUAUUCGACGACUCUGCGGCAGCGCGCGGGAUAGUACUGGUGUGGACAUACAAGUUCGACGAUGUCCUGGACCCUGGCAAGCUCCAUGCUGCCUUGUCGCAGCUUUUUCAGAUGGAUGGGUGGCGGAGGUUCAGUGGGAGGUUCAGGUAUCGGCCGGAUGGGAGUUUGGAGAUACAUGUCCCAAAUAUUUGUUCAGAGGAGCGUCCGGCCGUGCAUUUUACCAAAGAACACCAUGAUAGCCCCAUGACGGAGCACCCGUUGGCCGCCAAGCUGCCACGGCCAACGGGUCAAGUUACUACUUAUUCCGGCCCCAGGGAGUUUUGCUCUCUCGGACUAGGCCCUGGGACGCCUCGCAACAUAAAUGACUUCGUCUUCUCCGGCAAACCCCAAUUCUGUUUGCAUGUGCAGACGUUCACAGACGGCACUCUCGUAUCUGUCACGCACUCUCACAUAUCAACCGACUUGAUGGGAUUGGCAUCCAUACUUGAAGCAUGGAGUCUCGUUCUGGCCGGAAAGCCGGAAGCUGUGGCUCCAAUGGUGGGAUAUCGCGAAGACGCCUUUGAUGGCCUAUGGAACCCGGCACCCAAGCAACGCCAUGUUCUGGCGGACAAGGUGCUCGACGGGUGGCGCCUCAAAUAUUGGGGACUACGCAGCUUGUAUGAUUCGUGGCGCUGCCCGGAUGUGCAAUCGCGCACCUUGUGUGUCCCAAGGCACACGAUGGAGAACAUUAUGCAAGAAGCGAGGAGUCACAUCGUGGUCGAAGUCGAUGAUGCUACCUCUUCGGGGUCCAGCAAGCCCUUCAUCAGCGAAGGAGACGUUCUGACCGCUGUGGCCUGCCGAAUGCUGGCGCAGUACCACGGGCCCGGCUCGGGUCGGGAGUUGGCGACCAUCAUGGCCUUGGACCCUCGAAGUCGCGCCCGGUCGGUUUUCCGUCAAGACGCAGCAUACGUCCAAAACUCGCCAACAAAUAUUUACUUCUUCUGUCGCGCCAACGAAGCUCUCGAGCUGCCGCUGGGUAAGCUGGCCCGCUUGGUGCGCGAGGCCAUAGCAACCCAGGCCGCGGAAGAACAGCUAAAGGCAGCCGCAUCUCUUUCCUUGGAGUCGAUGAGGGCAACCAAGAUGCCGGUCAUCUUUGGUGACAAGAAUAUGGCCACCCAAUUCAUGUCCAACUGGACCAAAGGUAACCUUGCCGAGAAGAUGGACUUCAGUCCAGCGGUCGUGCGAGACGCGGCUCCGGGGCUAGGAAAGAGCAAACGAGGGCAUCCCGUGUACUAUCACGCAUCUGACCCAUCCCACAAUGCGGUCUUGGUCAUUUCGAGCAUUUUUGUCGUCGUGGGAAAGGACUAUGACGGCAACACUUGGUUCUCCAUUUCGUUACCGGGCAAGAUGUGGUCGGAUUUGAUGGAUUACUUAGAGCGAUUCGCAUGA